This is a messenger RNA of Rotaria sp. Silwood2, 318 nucleotides long. Lineage: Eukaryota; Metazoa; Rotifera; Eurotatoria; Philodinida; Philodinidae. The record is from the annotation of a GenBank genome assembly.
AUGAUUUUACAUCAUGAAAAACGUGCACAUGCUUAUAAAGUUUGUUGUGAAAAACUGGAAACAGAUGAUCUCAUUGCUGAAUAUUUAAUUAAUUUUAACCAUGAUCUUAGUAAAAUCGAAAAACUCUUACGCAGUUGCCUUCAUAAACAAAGUUUACCUGAUUUAACAAAUGAUACACUAUAUGGUGGAGAUUGUCAAAGAGCUUAUAAUGAAUCAGAUGGAAGAUUACAAGCUCAAUUAAAUAAUCGAACGGUAAUAUUCAAUCAGAUUUAUCGAAUGAAACAUAUAUAUUUUAUUAAAGGAUUCAAUUAUGAUUAA